Messenger RNA from Debaryomyces hansenii CBS767, 2841 nucleotides. It is a transcript of the gene MIS11, whose product is annotated as trifunctional formate-tetrahydrofolate ligase/methenyltetrahydrofolate cyclohydrolase/methylenetetrahydrofolate dehydrogenase. The transcript has a single exon. Gene Ontology annotation, cellular component: cytosol. The record is from RefSeq and is a predicted model, not a curated record. Gene Ontology annotation, molecular function: formate-tetrahydrofolate ligase activity; methenyltetrahydrofolate cyclohydrolase activity; methylenetetrahydrofolate dehydrogenase (NADP+) activity. Gene Ontology annotation, biological process: tetrahydrofolate interconversion. NCBI's taxonomy places the organism in Eukaryota, Fungi, Ascomycota, Pichiomycetes, Serinales, Debaryomycetaceae. The coding region runs from base 1 to 2841 and encodes 946 amino acids.
AUGGUUGCUCAGUUAAUCGAUGGUAAGGCUAUUGCUUUACAGGUUCGUACCAAAAUUCAUGCAGAAAUUGACCAAAUUCAAUCCCAACAUAAGGAUUUCAAGCCAACAUUGACUAUUAUUCAAGUUGGUUCUAGAGCCGAUUCUUCUACAUAUGUUAGAAUGAAAUUAAAGGCAGCAGAAGAGGCGUCCGUUGAGUGUAAUAUUAUCAAUUUACCAGAAACAAUCACUCAAUUUGAAUUAAUAAAUCAAAUUCAAAAAUUGAAUGAGUCACAAUCUGUCGAUGGUAUUUUAGUUCAAUUACCUAUCCCAGAUCAUUUAGAUGAAGCUGUUGUUACUAGUGCAGUUUUGGCAGAUAAAGAUGUUGAUGGAUUUGGUCCAUUCAAUGCUGGUGAAUUAAGCAAGAAAGGUGGUAACCCACAUUACUUACCAUGUACCCCUAAAGGUAUUAUGGAAUUAUUAGCCCAAUCCCAAGUUCAAAUCGCAGGAGCUAAUGCCGUCGUAUUAGGUAGAUCUGACAUUGUUGGUAAACCAAUUGCCAACUUGUUGACCAGAGCUAAUGCUACCGUUACCACUUUGCAUUCCCAAACUCCUCAAAACCAAGUCGAAGCUUUCUUAUCGCACGCUGACAUUGUUGUUGCGGCUAUAGGUAAAGCAGGUUUUGUCAGAGGUGAAUGGUUAAAGGAAGGCGCUGUUGUUAUUGAUGUUGGAACCAACUUCAUUUCAGAUGCUUCAAAGAAGUCCGGUUCUAGAAUGGUUGGUGACUGUGAUUUUGAAUCAUGUUCCGCAAAGGCAUCUAAAUUGACUCCAGUUCCAGGUGGUGUUGGCCCAAUGACUGUUGCAACUUUGUUGGACAACGUUAUUAUUGCUGCCAAGAAACACUAUGCCAAAAACAAUGAAACUCCAAAGUUCACCAACCCAUUGAAAUUGAACUUACAAACGCCAGUUCCUUCUGAUUACGAAAUUUCAAGAGCUCAGCAACCUAAAAAGAUCGAUGAAGUUGCUUAUGAAGCCGGUAUCUUAGACAACGAAUUAGAAUUGUUUGGUUCUUACAAGGCUAAGGUUUCCUUAGAUAUUUUGAAGCGUUUAGAAAACAAGAAAAAUGGUAAAUAUGUCUUAGUCACGGGUAUUACUCCAACUCCAUUAGGUGAAGGAAAGUCUACAACCACUGUUGGUUUAGCUCAAGCCUUAGGUGCGCAUUUGAACAAAAACGUCUUUGCCAAUGUGAGACAACCAUCUAUGGGUCCAACUUUCGGAAUUAAAGGUGGUGCUGCUGGUGGUGGUUACUCUCAAGUUAUUCCUAUGGAUGAAUUUAAUAUGCACGUUACUGGUGAUAUUCAUGCUAUUUCUAUGGCCAAUAACUUAUUAGCUGCUGCAAUUGACACAAGAAUGUUCCAUGAAAACACUCAAAAGGACGGUCCAUUAUACAAAAGAUUGGUUCCAGCCAAGAAGGGUUCUAGAAAAUUCCCAACCUGUAUGUUAAAAAGAUUAGAAAAGUUAGGUAUCAAUAAGACUGAUCCAAAUGAAUUAACUGAAGAAGAAGUUGCUCAAUUUGUUAGAUUAGACAUUGAUCCUGAUACCAUUACUUGGAGAAGAGUUGUUGACUGUAACGAUAGAUUCUUGAGAGGUGUUACCAUUGGUGAAGCACCAACUGAAAGAGGUAUGACCAGACAAACUGGUUUCGACAUUUCAGUUGCAUCUGAAUGUAUGGCCAUUUUAGCAUUAGCCAAUUCCUUACAAGAUUUACGUGAAAGAUUAGGUAAUAUGGUUAUUGCUUCGUCUAAGGCUGGUGUUCCAAUCACUUGUGAAGACAUCGGUUGUGCUGGUGCUUUGACUGCAUUAUUGAAAGAUGCAAUUAAACCAAAUAUUAUGCAAACCUUAGAAGGUACUCCUGUCUUCGUCCACGCUGGUCCUUUUGCUAAUAUUUCAAUUGGUGCUUCUUCUAUUUUAGCUGAUAAGAUGGCAUUGAAAUUGGCAGGUACUUCUCCAAGCUUAUCUCCAGAGGAAAGAAAAGAACAAGAAGGUUACGUUGUCACCGAAGCCGGUUUCGAUUUCACAAUGGGCGGUGAAAGAUUCAUCAAUAUUAAAUGUCGUUCAUCAGGUUUAGUUCCAGACUGUAUUGUUAUUGUUGCUACUGUUCGUGCCUUGAAGGUUCAUGGUGGUGGUCCAGAAGUUAAAGCCGGCGCUGCAUUGGCUCCAGAAUACACUCAAGAGAACGUUGAGUUAUUGAGAACCGGUUGUUCCAACUUGGCCAAGCAUAUUUCUAAUGCCAAGGCAUAUGGUUUACCAGUCGUUGUUGCUAUCAAUAAGAUGUCUUCAGACACUGAUAGCGAACACGAAGUUAUCAAGGAAGAAUCAUUAAAGGCUGGUGCUGUUGAUGCUAUCGUCUCCAACCAUUGGGAAGAAGGUGGUAAGGGUGCUGUUGAAUUAGGUCAAGGUAUUAUUGAAGCCUGUAACUCUCAAGACAAGCAUUUCAAGUUCUUGUAUGAAUCUGAAAAAUCAGUUGAAGAUAAAAUCAGUGCCAUUGCUAAGGAAAUGUACGGAGCCGGUGAAGUCGAAUUUUUGCCAGAAGCCCAAAAGAAGAUCGAAACCUACACCAAGCAAGGGUUCGGUAAUUUACCAAUCUGUAUUGCAAAAACUCAAUACUCGUUAUCUCAUGAUGCGGCCUUAAAGGGUGUUCCAACUGGUUUCAAAUUCCCUAUUAGAGAUGUCAGGGCUUCCAUUGGUGCUGGUUAUUUAUACGCAUUAGCUGCUGAGAUCCAGACAAUUCCUGGUUUACCUACUCACUGUGGUUUCAUGAACGUCGAGGUCAAUGAUGAUGGUGAAAUCGAAGGUUUAUUCUAG